CUCUCUGCAAGACGCAUUUUGUAAUACGGAAGCGUGGGUUACUAGUCGAAAUGGCCGAGAUGGAAAUCGAGGAAUUCAUUGAACAAAACAGGCAUUUGGCCACGCUUGUAGAUACAUAUCGUGGCAUCUCAGAGAGUGAAAAACACUGGAAGGCCAGGAGGGAAUUCCUAUUUAGAAAUAUAAACGACUUUGAAGACCCACACAUUGACCAGCUGCUAGCAUUGUCCAUGGUAUGGGCCAACAACGUGUUUCUUGGCUGUCGAUACAGUCCAGACCUCCUGGAGAAAAUGAAGGAAAUGGCUGAAGGAAUUGUGGUGGAGGAUGCCCCUGUUUUCAAAACCAGAGAUGAGAUAAUGAAAAACCAGAAACGAUGAUUGGAGGACCUGGUCUGUUAUGGAUUGAUUACCUUACUGUCCAACUUUCCUUUUUCCAGAUGCAUAUGAUUUUUAAAUGUUGUUUUCUUACAUGCAAGCUUAUUGUUUUUUAAUUAGGUAUUACAACAAACGUAACAUAAGCAAUAACUUUUGAAACAUUUUAUACAUUAAAAUAAUUGUAGUUGAUUGGCCUGCUUCAAUAUCUGAUGUACUUGACAAUGGCCAUUAUCUGAAUACCAUGGGUGAGAACAUGUUGCAAGAAUAAACAUUGUAAGGCCAGAAAUAUGCCA
Salvelinus namaycush (lake trout) is the source of this 664-nucleotide messenger RNA. Its product is annotated as CDKN2AIP N-terminal-like protein. The transcript is spliced from 3 exons. The record is from RefSeq and is a predicted model, not a curated record. Bases 51 to 374 code for a protein of 107 amino acids. Lineage: Eukaryota; Metazoa; Chordata; Actinopteri; Salmoniformes; Salmonidae.